GAUUGCGGUUAACGCCCCCACAUCUCUCUCUCUUUCUCUCUCUUCUGAAUUCGGGGUUUCUCUACGGCUACGCCAGUUUGGGUUCAGUUGACUAGCAGAUGUAUCGUCUCCAAUUCGAUUCAUACUUCGUCUCUUCACUACUAUCUUCUCACCAUAUUUAUUCGCGGCAUACCCAUCUUUCUCUUUCUCAUCCAGCACACAGAUGCUCCCGAUUGCUUGAAGAUUCAUUUGGUUUUGGAUUCUUACUGCUUGAAUCAUCCAUUGCCGCGGUUUCUUUUACAUUUCCCAGGUCACUAAAUCUCGUACACAAUACGAUUCUUGCAAAUUUCUCUUGAAGAUUCGGAAUUUUGAAUAUUUACACUUCUCUGGAUGAUAAAAGAAUCCUCCUUUUUCCUAGAUUUGAUAGGAAAUUUGAGUUUUGACGAAUUAGGAUUACCAAUUCGUGAAAUUCUCUAUGGUUAUUGGAAUUACUGGUCAGGCAUGGUGAGAUUUUAGGGCUUAAAAUGUCAAUUGUCUGUGGUUUUCCUCUCCUUGAGUGUGUUUAUUGUUUAGCAUGUGCUCGAUGGGCAUGGAAAAGAUGUCUUCACACAGCCGGCCAUGACAGUGAAACAUGGGGUUUAGCGACAUCUGAGGAAUUUGAGCCAGUUCCACGUUUAUGUCGAUAUAUACUAGCUGUAUAUGAAGAUGAUCUUAGACAUCCCCAAUGGGAACCAACGGGAGGUUAUGGUAUAAACCCUGAUUAUUUGAUAUUGAAAAAGAAUUACGAAGAUAGUCAUGGACGAGCGCCUCCAUACAUACUCUACCUCGAUCAUGAUCAUGCAGAUAUAGUUCUUGCCAUUAGAGGCCUUAAUUUGGCGAAAGAGAGUGACUAUGCAGUUUUACUUGAUAAUAAAUUGGGGAAGAGGAAGUUUGAUGGAGGGUAUGUGCACAAUGGGCUAUUGAAAGCAGCUGCUUGUGUUUUGGAUGCUGAAUGCGAUAUAUUGAAGGAGUUAGUUAGGAAGUAUCCUAAUUAUACAUUAACUUUUACGGGUCACUCACUUGGGUCGGGUGUGGCUGCUUUGUUGACAGUUGUUGUGGUGCAGAACCGUGAAAGGAUAGGGAAUGUUGAUAGGAAGAGGGUUAGAUGUUAUGCUAUCGCGCCCACACGAUGUAUGUCGCUGAAUCUGGCUGUGAGAUAUGCUGAUGUAAUUAAUUCUGUUGUGCUUCAGGAUGAUUUCUUGCCCAGGACAGCUACACCUUUAGAGGACAUAUUUAAAUCAGUUUUCUGUUUGCCAUGCAUACUUUGCCUAAGAUGCAUGAGAGACACUUGCAUUCCCGAAGAGAAGAUGCUGAAAGAUCCGAGGAGGCUUUAUGCUCCUGGCCGUUGCUAUCACAUAGUUGAGAGAAAGCCUUUCAAAUGUGGGCGGUUUCCACCAGUGGUGAGGACAGCCGUACCUGUAGAUGGAAGGUUCGAGCAUGUGGUUCUCUCUUGUAAUGCGACAUCUGAUCAUGCCAUCAUUUGGAUAGAGAAAGAAGCUCAAAGGGCUUUCGAUUUAAUGAUGGAAAAGGACCAUUCUAAAGAGAUUCCUCAAAAACAGAAGAUGGAGAGGCAAGAGACAUUAGCAAAAGAGCACAACAAAGAAUACAAGGCCGCAUUACAGAGGGCAGUAACACUACACGUCGCUCACGCUUUCUCACCAUCUAAUUAUGGAACGUUUGAUGAUCGAGAGGGGGAAGAGGAACAAUCUGACGGUUCCAGUUCUAUGGGAUCUUCAAAGAAAUACUCAAACAGGGAGACCUGGGAUGAGCUUAUUGAGCGCCUGUUUGAGAGAAGCGAAUCGGGUCAUAUGGUCCUCAAGAAAUCAUCAGAUUAGUAAUUCUAUUAAGUUAUUCAUCUGUUCUUAGUAGUAGUAAUCUGUUUAUUUCUUAUUGCCUAUGGAAGGACCUAUUUCAUUUCGAUUCUUUGAGUGUAGUUUCUGGUUGUAGAAAAGUUUGUGUUUAUACAAAAAUACUUUUUAGUUGAGGUGAGAUUGAGUAGAACACAAUCAGGUAUUCAGGUGCUUGCAUAAUAAUUAUGUCACGUUUGAU
Messenger RNA from Impatiens glandulifera, 2067 nucleotides. RefSeq lists its product as uncharacterized. The record is from RefSeq and is a predicted model, not a curated record. Gene Ontology annotation, biological process: lipid catabolic process. Bases 504 to 1853 code for a protein of 449 amino acids. Lineage: Eukaryota; Viridiplantae; Streptophyta; Magnoliopsida; Ericales; Balsaminaceae. The transcript has 6 exons.